Lotus japonicus is the source of this 1763-nucleotide messenger RNA. Its product is annotated as glycogen synthase kinase-3 homolog MsK-3. The coding region runs from base 260 to 1492 and encodes 410 amino acids. The record is from RefSeq and is a predicted model, not a curated record. Gene Ontology annotation, molecular function: ATP binding; protein serine/threonine kinase activity. Lineage: Eukaryota; Viridiplantae; Streptophyta; Magnoliopsida; Fabales; Fabaceae. The transcript has 13 exons. Gene Ontology annotation, biological process: protein phosphorylation; signal transduction. Gene Ontology annotation, cellular component: cytoplasm.
GUGUUGACUGCCAUCACUCCAUAACCAAAACUAAAACCAAAACCAACCAUUUUUCAAUUAUUUCCAUUUGUCCCAAUCUUCUUCUUCCUCUUCCUUUGUCUCUUCUUUCCCAUUCUCAUUUCACUUCAACUUCUUCUAGAUCCAAAUCCAAUCCUGUUCCUCCUUCACAAUCAGUUACUGCAUCUUUAUCAAUUUUGAAUCAACUUGGUUGCUAGAACAUUAACAAUUUAUAAGUAAAGUUUAUUCCUUUUCUGAGUUGAUGGCAUCAGGGGUUGUGCCACCUGCUUCUGGAUUCACAGAUAUGAACACAAGUUCAGUUGUUGGGGUUGAAAGGUUGCCCCAUGAAUUGAAUGUCAUGAAAAUCAGGGAUGACAAGGAAAUGGAAGCCACUGUGGUAGAUGGAACUGGAACAGAAACUGGACAUAUAAUUGUCACUACCAUUGGUGGUAAAAAUGGCCAGCCUAAACAGACAAUAAGCUACAUGGCUGAGCGUGUUGUUGGAAAUGGGUCCUUUGGGGUAGUUUUCCAGGCAAAGUGCUUGGAGACUGGUGAAACUGUGGCAAUUAAGAAGGUUCUUCAAGAUAAGAGAUACAAGAACCGUGAAUUGCAAACCAUGCGCCUUCUGGACCACCCUAAUGUUGUAUCUUUGAAGCAUUGUUUCUUUUCUACAACUGAAAAGGAUGAACUAUAUCUCAAUCUUGUGCUUGAAUACGUUCCUGAGACUGUCAAUCGGGUCAUCAGACACUACAACAAAAUGAAUCAAAGAAUGCCAUUGAUAUAUGUCAAACUUUAUUCUUACCAGAUUUUGAGAGCACUUGCUUAUAUUCACAACAGCAUUGGAGUGUGUCACAGGGAUAUAAAACCUCAAAAUUUACUGGUCAAUCCUCACACCCACCAGUUGAAGAUAUGUGACUUUGGAAGUGCUAAAGUCUUGGUUAAAGGUGAGCCGAACAUAUCUUACAUCUGCUCUAGGUACUAUAGAGCUCCUGAGCUUAUAUUUGGUGCAACGGAGUACACCACAGCCAUUGACAUCUGGUCAGCUGGUUGUGUACUUGGUGAACUGUUGCUUGGCCAGCCGCUUUUUCCUGGUGAGAGUGGAGUAGACCAGCUUGUGGAAAUUAUCAAGGUUUUAGGUACCCCAACAAGGGAAGAAAUCAAGUGUAUGAAUCCUAAUUACACAGAGUUUAAGUUUCCUCAAAUUAAAGCUCAUCCAUGGCAUAAGAUCUUUCACAAGCGAAUGCCACCUGAGGCUGUGGAUCUUGUCUCAAGACUUUUGCAAUACUCUCCAAAUCUUCGAAGCACAGCUUUGGAGGCUCUGGUUCAUCCAUUCUACGAUGAGCUGCGUGAGGCAAAUACCCGGUUGCCAAAUGGCCGUUUCCUUCCUCCACUAUUUAACUUCAAAGCCAAUGAGCUUAAAGGAGUAGCAGCUGAGAUGCUUGUGAAGCUGAUUCCACCUCAUGCAAGAAAGCAGUGUGCCUUGUUUGGGUCAUAAUGCAGUGUGCCUUAUGUUGUUAAUAUCAUAUACUUAUACUUUCUCCCUCUAAAAGUGUAUCUAGUCUAUUUCAGGUGGUUAACAUGUUAAUUUGUUCAACCCCCUCACCACCUUCCAAUUUAUUAUUUUUGUCCCUGCCUGUAGAAAAUCUGUUUGAGAAGAAACUUGUGCUUGAUUCCUUUGUAGGUUCUGAUGGGUUCACACCUUAAAAAGUUUAGCAGGUUGUAUUAACUUGAACCAUUAUUUAUUUCAGUGAUAUACUUGAUCUAUA